Messenger RNA from Diatraea saccharalis (sugarcane borer), 1317 nucleotides. NCBI's taxonomy places the organism in Eukaryota, Metazoa, Arthropoda, Insecta, Lepidoptera, Crambidae. The record is from the annotation of a GenBank genome assembly.
AUGAUUGGUGGACACGUGACAUUACGCGAACAUAUUUCGCGGGUUAACCGUGCGCCCGCCGCGGGUGUAUUGUGCCUGGGUAAUUGGUGCGAUGACGGAUUCAACCCUCCGACGCGACUUAUUAAACGGGGGUCGGUCGUGUUGUUUUGCUUGAUUGGUAGAUGUGAUUCUCAUCGCCUGGUCAGCAUGCAGCCGUUCCAGUCAACGGCGCGGCCGGAGGGGCCCCGCGAGUCCUCGCCCGAGCGGGCGAAAUCGCCCGACACCCCCACCGCGCCCUCCGCACCUCCCGUUCUCAACUUCUCCAUCGCCAGACUCAUGGAGCCAGAUAGAAAGAAAUCAGUUUCCCCUGAACCUCCACCUGCACCAGGCUUUCUGUCCUACGGAGCACAACUUUUAGACUCUGCUUUCAAACAGUACAUUCCUGCUGCCAGAAGACAAUUAGUAUCACACUACCCAUUGUUAUACUAUGGGCCAGAUUUGGUGUCUCUAACUUAUGCUCAUCAGUUGCAUUUACCAAGGCCGCCUCCUCCUUCGUCUCCAGUUCAAAGACCUCCAAGCCCGAGGCCACCAGCUGCGGAACACGCGGUAUCCUCCACGACUGGUCCUACUCCAUCACCGUCGAAAAACAAGAGUUUCGCUUGUGGUGAUUGUGGUAAAGUAUUUAACGCCCAUUAUAAUCUGACCAGGCAUAUGCCCGUCCAUACUGGAGCGAGGCCUUUCGUUUGCAAAAUAUGCGGCAAAGGAUUUCGGCAAGCGUCAACAUUGUGCAGGCACAAAAUAAUCCAUACGUCCGAGAAGCCCCACAAGUGCUUGACAUGCGGAAAAGCUUUUAAUCGGUCUUCCACCUUGAACACGCAUGCGAGAAUCCACGCUGGAUACAAACCAUUCGUUUGUGAAUUCUGCGGGAAAGGUUUCCACCAGAAAGGCAAUUACAAGAACCACAGAUUGACACAUAGCGGUGAAAAAGCUUAUAAAUGCAACAUAUGCAACAAGGCCUUCCACCAGAUUUACAACUUGACAUUCCAUAUGCACACCCACAAUGAGAGGAAACCAUUUACAUGCAGUAUAUGUGCCAAAGGUUUCUGUAGGAAUUUUGAUCUCAAAAAGCACACGAGAAAGUUGCAUUUGGGUGUGGGAGGGUCGAAUAACGAUUCAUCUCUAGACACCCAGGAUGAGUCCACGCAGGAAGCUGCUACCAGCCCGGUGGAGGAACAGAGCAGGGUUGCGUUCAGACCUUUUCUAGGAGCUUCGUAUCCUAGAAUAAUGGAUCCCGCUAGGAUGACGGCUCCGAACACGUUUUUUUCUAAGCUUUUGUGA